GUUGUCAUAAAGUCACGUGAAUGUCUAAGCCCUCUCUCCUAAGACUAAAAACUCUCCUUUUAAGACUCCCCCACCAAUAUCUCCCUCUGGAUCAAUUCCCCUAUCUUAUUCCUUCUUUCAUUUCUUGAUCACUUCCCAGCUUUGCCCAUGACUACUCCUACUGAUCACAUAAAUUAUUCUACUCCUUUUCAUUUUGGGCUUAAUAAUAAUAAUGAUGAUCAUGAUAUGAAGUACAAUUCUCUUGUUAACCCUAACUAUCAGGCUUCUUCAACUACUUCUCACUCAUCCUAUCAUCACUUUUUCGUCAACUCAACUACUGAUCAAACUGGAAAUUAUAAUCACCAUACGGAAUAUUAUAUGCCACAGCACCAACCUGAGGUGGAUAAUGAUGGUGUAUCAUAUGAUCUAGGGAAGAAAAACAAGGUAAGUAGUGGCCUCAAAUUGACUUUGUGGAAGAGAGAAGACGAGUUGGUGUCUUCAAAGAUAAAAGACUCGGAUCAAGCAAGAAUGAAAAACACCACCAAAAAUACUUGCAUCAAAUUGAAGUUGGAAGAUCAGAAGCAAAAGCUAUCACCUCCUUUAGAAACUGAUUACAGCAGCAACAGCUCAAACUAUAUACCUAUUAGGGUUUGUGCUGAUUGUAACACUACUAAGACCCCUCUUUGGAGAGGUGGUCCCAAAGGACCUAAGUCACUGUGCAACGCAUGUGGAAUCCGACAAAGGAAGGCAAGACAAGCCAUGGCAGAAGCAGCUGAAGCUGCAGCAAUUGGGAAAACUCACACAACUGAUCAAACAUCAUCUUCAACAAUGAAGAUAAAGAUACAACACAAGGAGAAGAUAGCAAAAGUUAAUACAAAUCAUGUUGCUCCCUACAAGAAAAGGUGCAAAUUUAGUCCAUCUUCCUCUAGUACUAAUGCACCAAAGAAGAUUGGUAAUUUCGAGGAUUUCUUGAUAAACUUGAGCAACAAUUUGUCAUUCCACCAAAUUUUCCCACAAGACGAGAAGGAAGCAGCAAUUCUCUUAAUGGCAUUGUCUAGUGGCCUUGUUCAUGGCUAAUUAUUGUCUCAAUUAGUUAGCUAUUUUUCAAGUGAGCACUUCAAAUUAAGGUCAAUUAGAAUUUCUUAGGUUGCCUAAUUAGACGGAAGUAGCACUAAAUCAAUAGUGUGAGUUUGUGUUUGAGAUCAUAAUUACUAGAAAGAGUAAUACUUAUAUGAGUGUUAGCAAGAGUGAGAGUAAGUUGAGUCACGAAAUUUUUAAUAAGAUAUACUAGGAGU
This is a messenger RNA of Lycium ferocissimum, 1274 nucleotides long. RefSeq names its product putative GATA transcription factor 22. The transcript is spliced from 3 exons. NCBI's taxonomy places the organism in Eukaryota, Viridiplantae, Streptophyta, Magnoliopsida, Solanales, Solanaceae. Gene Ontology annotation, biological process: regulation of DNA-templated transcription. Bases 148 to 1056 code for a protein of 302 amino acids. Gene Ontology annotation, molecular function: sequence-specific DNA binding; zinc ion binding. The record is from RefSeq and is a predicted model, not a curated record.